Peronospora farinosa is the source of this 1605-nucleotide messenger RNA. Lineage: Eukaryota; Oomycota; Peronosporomycetes; Peronosporales; Peronosporaceae. The record is from the annotation of a GenBank genome assembly.
AUGGAAAAGAGCGAGCUGUGCGUGCGAUGGCUGGUGCUGUUCUUGUCGUGUGUGCUGAUGAUCGGCAAUUACUACUGCUUUGAUAAUCCCGCGGCGCUUAAAAGUCAGCUACAGCAGCACUUUAACACCAUGUCAAAAGACCGAUAUGAGGUCCUUUUCAAUUUAUUGUACACGUUGUACUCAAUCCCAAACAUCGUGUUGCCAUUCGUUGGUGGUGUACUGGUGGAUCGAUUUGGUGCGCGCGUGAUGCUCUUUGCCUUCUCGACGGCAAUUUUAAUGGGACAAGUGAUUUUUGCAACGGGCUGCUCGCUCUCCAGCUUCAACCUGAUGCUGUUUGGUCGUGUAGUGUUUGGCUUUGGUGGAGAAAGUUUGGGAGUGGCUCAGGGGACGCUCGUCGCUUCAUGGUUCAAGGACAGUGAGUUGGCUUUGGCCUUGGGCAUCAACCUUAGUGUGGCUCGACUUGGAAGUGUCAUCAAUAACGAACUGAGUCCAAUGAUAGCCCAAGCGUCGAGUGUAUCGACGGCGCUCUGGGUGGGUGUUAUCAUGUGUCUCGCUUCCACUUUUACAGUGUUGCUUGUGAUUCCAAUUGAUAAACGAGGUGAAAAAUUGACGAAACAAAACGAGAAAGCGGAUGGAGCAGCUGUUGAGAGUAUUCAUUUCAGUGAUGUUAAGCAUUUCCGUCCGGCUUUUUGGCUCCUGGCAUUGAGCUGCUUGGUAGUGUAUGGCUGUGUGAUCCCUUUCAAUAGCAUUGCUAGUAGCCUCUUGAUGGAGCGUGAUUUCUUCAAAGAACCUCCAGAGCAAUGCAGACGAUGCGGUGAGGGCUUGUAUGAACGUACACUUGAUUGCCAUGACAUCGCCCCGGGAUGCCCUAGUGUUCCUCCGUUCGGGUGGCCACUACCUCUUCUGUCGGCAAAUUGCACGAUUAAGGAACCACUCGAUCAGUGGCAUUGCUCGACUUCGCCCCCAUUGAUUCUUGGAGAUAAUAUCAAUUGUGAUGACGACGCGUGGAAGUUUGGUCCACUGACCAAAACAUACUGUGCCACGAAAACAGAAGCGGCUCAGAAGGCUGCUACCCCAAUGUCCAUCCCAUACAUUAUCAGCGCUGUCAUAUCUCCAUUCCUGGGAUUUGUGGUCGAUCGUAUUGGUCUCCGCGCCAUUUUGGCGCUGGUAGCCCCUCUUGCACUUACCGCAGUCCACGUCAUGUUAGGACUCACACAAGUUACACUCUACGUGCCGUUGGUGCUACAAGGUGUUGCGUACAGUGUGUUCGCCGCAGCAUUGUGGCCUUCCGUUCCAUACGUGGUCGAGGCAAAGCAUGUGGGAACAGCAUACGGAGCAAUCACUGCUAUCCAGAACAUUGGUCUCGCACUAUUUCCGCUAGCCGUGGCGGCUGAGUUUAACCACGACGACCGAUACAUUCCGGGUGUAGAGUUGCUCUUUGUGUCAUUUGGAGUGGUGGGCAGUCUCGUGGGCAUUUCUCUCAACGUGGUGGAUCACCAGAAUGGCUCCAUCCUGAAUCGCACAAAAGCCACGAAGAAAAAGGUGGCGCUUAUGCUAGAGGAGGACGCGCUUGACAGUGAAGCGCUCUUGGCUGCCGAGCACUAG